Messenger RNA from Phytophthora infestans T30-4, 1179 nucleotides. RefSeq lists its product as uncharacterized. NCBI's taxonomy places the organism in Eukaryota, Oomycota, Peronosporomycetes, Peronosporales, Peronosporaceae. The coding region runs from base 1 to 1179 and encodes 392 amino acids. The record is from RefSeq and is a predicted model, not a curated record. The transcript has 7 exons.
AUGGUCCGCGUUGUGUCAUGCCACUUCUUGCGCCUCAGCUGCAGCGAAGAUGACCACCCGCUCUUCCGGCGCUACUACGCCAGGUGUAAUCGAGAACGAGGCGUUAAGCUCUUGCGGUGCUUCCCGCACUGCUGCCCGGAGCAUGUGCAGCGCUGCUACUGCGGUACUUCCAUCCACGUGCAGGUGUCCUUCACCACUAUCCUCCCACCCGUCGUGCGGGAGAAACUACUGGUGUGCGCUCGCUUCGAGCCAUCGAGAGUAGUCCCACUUUGGCCCAAUAACGCAGCAAGCGCACCUGGGUAUGACGCCAUGCAGGAGGAUGAGCGCAAAUUGCAGCCUGGUGAAGUCGUAGCACUUCCUGCGAGUCUCUUGGCCGUGGAGAAGCGAAAACCGGACCAGACGGUGUGGAUCCGAGCUGACAGAGAAGCCUCGAACACCAAGCUCGCGGCUGUUGAGGUUGAUUUAUCAACGUUCACUUCGACGUCUGAUGCUGUACAAGUGCGUUUCGUCGGUCCGUCAGUGUCAGCGGGUAACAUAUCGAAUCUUGAGACCAAGAUUGCAGCGUAUCCAUCAAUUAUCACCACAACUGGGUGCUCUAUUGCCCCUCAAUCUGCUGCUGGUGAUAGUGACGCUGCUUUUUGGGCCUCCGACGUCCGUGUGUACCGAUCCGGCUUGGCUGAAAAGGCAAAACACUUGCUCAUUCUAUGGCGCUUUCUCAGCUUUGUGACCCUGGAGGAUGCUGGUAUAACACUGGACAUACUACGCACACAAAUCCGAUCUCAUUGGCUGCAUGCAGCUAGAGUUCUCCAAACUUCAUCACGGACACCAAGUUGGAGGCGACCGUCGCAGUUGGAGGGUACGUCACUAUUUUCACCGCACCAGACCGCCACGCAUGAGCAGAUAGUGGUCCAAGCCACUGCUCAUCUUCUUCUUCGAGCCUUAUCAUCACGAGCCGUCCAGUACGCGCUCCAAACGGCUUUUACUCUGGGAACGGGGGCGCAGAUGAACGAGGUGCUUUUUGCGACGCAGAGUGGACCAGCUGCGUUGAUCCAUUUGAGAGGCGCGGAAAAUGCAUGGACUCGUACAUGGCUGCUAGAGCCCGGCUCAAUCCAAGUAACCAGAAUCCCUACAUUGUUCGUCGAGCCGUCGCUGGUGAGCUUCACUCGCCUCUCCAUAUAA